Thlaspi arvense is the source of this 1245-nucleotide messenger RNA. The record is from the annotation of a GenBank genome assembly. Lineage: Eukaryota; Viridiplantae; Streptophyta; Magnoliopsida; Brassicales; Brassicaceae.
UCGAAGAAGAUGUGGUGGAUGAUGGGAGAAAACGGUGGUCACUACUGUUCUAAAAAGUCCGAUGAUUUAUGCGGCAAUCAGGAAUCGGAUCGGGUCUUUGGCAUCUCAAGACUCUGUUGCAUCUUGCGUGGUGUGGACUUAAAAUCAAUCUUGUUCCUCUUAGUGAUCGUCCCAAUGUGUGUUCUUGGUGUAUACAUACACGGCCUCAAGAUCUCAUACUUCUUGAGACCUUUAUGGGAAUCACCACCGAAACCAUUCCACGACAUCCCACAUUACCACCACGAGAACGCUUCAAUGGAGUCUCUCUGUAAACUCCACGGCUGGGGAAUCCGUGAGUACCCUCGCCGUGUCUACGACGCCGUCCUCUUCAGCACCGAAGUCGAGCUUCUCACCAUACGGUGGAAAGAGCUUUACCCUUACGUCACACAGUUCGUCCUCCUCGAGUCGAACUCGACCUUCACGGGAUUACCUAAACCGCUUGUUUUCGCGGGACACAGGGACGAGUUUAAGUUCGUCGAGCCAAGAUUGAGCUACGGGUCGAUCGGAGGAAAGUUCAAGAAAGGAGAGAAGAAUCCUUUUUACGAAGAAGCUUAUCAGAGAGUGGCCUUAGAUCAGCUUUUGAGACUCGCUGGUAUCACCGAUGAUGACUUGUUGAUUAUGUCUGACGUCGAUGAGAUACCGAGCAGACACACGAUCAAUCUUCUCCGUUGGUGCGAUGACAUACCGAAGAUCCUUCACUUAAGGCUCAAGAACUAUCUUUACUCGUUUGAGUUUCCUAUCGAUGAUAAGAGCUGGAGAGCUUCGGUUCAUAGGUACCAGACUGGUAAAACGAAGUACGCGCAUUACAGACAAUCGGAUGAGAUCUUGGCUGAUUCAGGAUGGCAUUGUAGCUUCUGUUUUAGACGGAUAAGUGAGUUUGUGUUCAAGAUGAAAGCUUAUAGUCAUUACGAUAGAGUGAGGUUUGUGCAUUACUUGAACCCUAAAAGAGUGCAGAGAGUUAUAUGCAGUGGGGAGGAUUUGUUCGAUAUGAUCCCGGAGGAGUAUACGUUUAAAGAUAUCAUCGGGAAGAUGGGACCGAUCCCGCAUUCUUAUUCGGCGGUUCAUCUUCCGGCGUAUCUUUUGGAGAAUGCGGAGAAUUUGGUAGACCAGCUUAUGGCAUAUGCUUGCAGGACUAGCAAGCUAAUGGACAAUACUAAUCAGACCGGGCAACGCCACAUGGCCACGUUAUUGGAAAGAUUAAGCUGA